AUGCAGUUAUGGCUGCUUAUAACCUGUAUCGUCGUGUGUGGGAUUCUGAGUGGCCUGUUCUCAGGCCUCUCCCUCGGAAUAAUGAUGCUAGAUACGCUUCAGCUGAACCUGCUUAUCCUCGUGUCCGAAAAAGACAAGAAGGAGCUCAACAACGCCAAAAACGCCAGGAAGAUCCUCCCACUACGUAACAACACAAAUGAGAUCCUCGUGACAUUCAUCGCAGCCAAUGUUAUGGUGAAUUCUGCCUUCAGCUUGCUCCUCAGUGAGCUGACGGACGGUAUUACAUCGUUCAUCAUUUCGACAGUGAUCAUUACAAUUUUCGGGGAAAUAAUUCCGCAGUCCAUUUGCUCUAAGCACGGGCUGGCCAUCGGGGGCUUCUUCGCUCCUCUCAUUCACUGCCUCAAGUUUUGCCUCUUUAUCUUUGCCAAACCGACGAGCCUCAUCUUGGACCACUUCGUGGGAAAAAACGUCCUAACCACGUACAACAAAAAGCAGCUGAAGGCACUCGUGGAUAUGCACAAAAGCGCAGCCGACAUUCUUCACGAAGACGAAGCGAAGAUCGUCGUCAGCGCUCUGGAAUUGUCCCAAUACAAAGUCAUGCACAUCAUGACGGACAUCGAUUACGUCUUCGGGAUAGACUAUAAUAGCUGUAUUAAUUACGAAACUAUUAAACGGAUUCUAAAGAGUGGAUUCUCAAGAAUACCAGUCCUGAAUAGAUGCAACUCAGAAUGUGUUGUCGGCCUCAUCCACAUCAAGGAUCUCAUAAACAUAUGGUUUGGCAUAAAUAAAAUAAUCUUCGACAACAACUCAUUGGUGCAAUGUAGAAAGAGGAGAGACACCACCAAACAUAAGUAUUACAAGAAGAGAUCCAGAACGGGGAUCUUUCACUUAAUUAAGAUGAAAUCAGAGAAGAUUAGAAUCGCUAAUAAAAUUUAUGCUUACGAUGGGUCUAAGAUUCUUGGUCGUUGCGCUGGCUCCAGUAAGGAAGGCCAGUCAGACAAGUGUAUCGACGUACCACAUCGCUCUAGCCAGUCUUCCACCACUUGGAGCAAUCAGAAAAGGAAAAUACCCGCGUGGAUACAUUCCGCCGGCGCACAUCUCGACGGCGAGAAGCGAAAAGGAUACGACACCGACACAGCAGAGGAUGAAAAUGACUGGGACAGCACCCUGGGAAAGGAAAACGGCGCGGGUGGUGCAGACGAUGGGGAGGAUGAGGCCGAGGAAGAGGAGGCACAAGACGGAGUGGAAAUCCUCGAUCUUAAGGGCAGCGACGAUGAGCACCUCAGCACGGACAGCGAAAUGGAGCCUCCCCAGGAGGCCUCCAACCCGGACGAGGUGAAGAUAAACAUCGACCAGCGCCCCCACCGGAGGGGAGCCAAGCAGAAGAAGCGGACGGACGUGAACAGAGACCAAGGUGGAGGUUCCACUUCAAAUUCGGACACGGAAAAAAAAAGGAAGAAAAAAGUUCAGAUCAACGUGGAGGGGGGUAAAGAGGAGCAGCGCGCCGGCUACAACAACUAUUACGAGGGGAGAAGCGGCCAAGCACAGCAACAGAGGGGUGAACGGGGCAAUCCGGGCACUCGCGACGAACCAGGUAAUUCGGGCCAACGGGACCAGAUCGUGAACCCCUCGAAGCUCCGAGAGCAAAAGAAGAAAAAAGUGAAAAAGAUCUAUAAAAAUCCGUACAGACACAAAAACAGGAACGUAAACUUCGUCGAAUUCCUGUCCGACCAAAUGAUGUUAAGCGGAGAGGACGAGCAGGAAUCCUGCUCUCCCCCCGAAGAGGUUGUAUUCACCGACAUUCAAAAAAGAAUAAGGUACUAUAGCAGAAUGAAUAAGGGAGGAGGAACAGGAAGAGGAGGAGGAAGAGAAAGAGAAAGACGAGGUCGAGAUGGCAACGGUGCCGUUACGAAAACUCUGCAGGGUAAGCCUCGCUCAGGGAAGAGCAGACGAAUGCAGAGUGGGAACAGCGGACAUAGCAUCCCGAGCGGAAAGGGAGCACCCCCCAGUGGAGCUACCACCCAGAGGGGCGUACAAAAUGGGAAGACCCCUCCGAGCGGGAACACACACAAAGCAAACGAUGCAAAUGAUACAAACGAUGCAGACGAUCCAAACGAAUCAGGCAGACGCGGCAGAGGCAGCGCUGCGCGUAGCAGCAUCAGCGACAUCGCCUCAAACCACGGAAGAAACAGAUACAUCUCGCAAAGUAUCAUGUUAAAAGAAAACCUCAAUAAAGAAAAAAACAUGAAACACAUCUUUCUGGACAUAAAAAAUUACAUCCGAAUUUCCCGAAACAAGGACAUUGAGAUCCCAGUCAAGUACAUCUUAAAACACAUCGGCCGAUAUAUAUACGGGGUCGACUACAACGAGAGCAUCCUUUCUCUUCUGAGUUUUUUUAAAAGUGCCAGCAACCACAUUGUGGUGGUCAGGAAAGUCAUCUACGAUGAGAAUGCGGAUCCCAACUAUGCCCACAUUGGCAUUAUCACCCUGGAAGACGUCAUCGAGAUUUUGCUGCAGGAGGAGAUAACGGAUGAGUUUGACUUCCGCAGUGUUAAGAAGGGCACCGACAUACCCUCCAACUUCGUCUGGAAAAACUCCGACGAGUCGCUCAGCAGGGGGGGGCACCUGGACGAAGCAGUCCAAAGUGAAUCGCUUCAAGGUGAGCCAUCCGAAGGCGACUCUCUUCCAAACCAGUCGCUUUCGUCUAUUUCACCGCUUUCAGCGCCACACUCAGCGCCCCCUUCCCAGCGCGCGAGGCCCACCAGGAAGCACAUUCUCAUGCCCAACUGCAAACGGGAACUCAUCAGCUUCCUAAAGGAGAGCGUCUAUUUCAAAUAUAUCGACACACAGCUAAUCAGGAAGUGUAUCCAAAGGAAGAAAAUAAAAACAACUCAGAAAAAUGAAUACUUACUCAAGGAAAACACCUUUUUAAACUACGCAAUCAUCCUAAUGAAGGGGCGUGUGAGAAAUAUAAAAAACGGAAGCAGCAACGUCCAGGAGGACAAGUGCAUCAUUGCGCUGGAGGCCCUUGGCCCAUGCAACAUCAUCGAACUGUUUAAUAGUUCGGACAGCAAGAAGGACUCCCUGCGUCCCAAUUGGCCCUCGCUCUGUAGGGACAGGAGCGACCACCGAAGAAUGGAACACGGCGGUAUGGGCAGCACCAUGGGAAGCGGUCUGCCGAGUCACCCCUCCAGCGGACUCCAUAGUGGCCUCACCAAAACCAACUCCCAUGUCAUUCACAAAAACAUCAACAUUUUAUUUAAGAAGUGGUACACCCAGCACGUGUACUAUAACAAGAGUGCUUGCAUCGCAGAAACCCCCUGCGAGUACAUCAUUCUGUCCAAGAACGAAUACAUGGAUAUGAUAAUCGAAUGCUACAGCAACAACAAGGUGGACGAAAUUAUUGAGGACAACUGA
Messenger RNA from Plasmodium inui San Antonio 1, 3417 nucleotides. RefSeq lists its product as hypothetical. NCBI's taxonomy places the organism in Eukaryota, Apicomplexa, Aconoidasida, Haemosporida, Plasmodiidae. Gene Ontology annotation, biological process: magnesium ion homeostasis. The transcript has 6 exons. The coding region runs from base 1 to 3417 and encodes 1138 amino acids. The record is from RefSeq and is a predicted model, not a curated record.